Molecule: messenger RNA, 974 nt
Organism: Musa acuminata AAA Group (dessert banana)
Lineage: Eukaryota; Viridiplantae; Streptophyta; Magnoliopsida; Zingiberales; Musaceae
Exons: 3
Coding region: 1-849 (282 amino acids)
Molecular function (GO): polysaccharide binding
Source: RefSeq, a predicted model, not a curated record
AUGUCCGAUCGGGACAAUGUAAUCGUCUCUUCCGGGCAGGAACUUCUCGCCUACGGGACCGACGGGGACCUUCGGCUUCACACCUGCACAAAGGUCGGGCCGGGCCAUCCUUCCAACGUUGCCUGCGGCGUAGCCAUAUCAAGCUGUGGCAACGUAACCAGCAUCGCCUACCCAUCCUGGCUCGUCCAUGACGACUCCACUUCCCUCCACUCCCACUGCGGUUACCGAGGCUUCGAGCUGAUUUGCCGGAACAACACCCCGAGCAUCCACCUUCCCUCCAGCAAUUACUCAGUCACCAACAUCGACUACGAAACCCGUACCAUCUCCCUCGUCGACGUCGACAUCGUCUUCGUCCGUGAAGAGUGCCCUCGAUUUGUCCAACCAACAUCGAGUACAUCACAACCUCACCUUCGAUCCCGACUCAAUUCUGCGCUACGCUCCCUCCGACGUCAACCUCACCUUCUUCUUCGACUGCAUCGACGGCCCACCGGAUCUCCACAUCCCCUACCUCGGCUCCGCUGGUGGAAACCGGUCCUAUGUCUUCACGACCGAAAUGAUGAGAGAGUCUUAUCACCAUCUUCCACGGACGUGCUGCUGGCUUAUAUUGUAGAUGACUUACCUACCCGAUACGGAGGGGUGUUGCAGAGUGGAUUCAAUUUGAGUUGGCCAAACGUGACCUCCGGCGACUGCGGCAGCUGCGAGCGCUCCGGCGGGCGGUGUGGGCUCAACCGGACGAUCAACUCCACCCGGGAUUUCGCCUGCUUCUGCUCGAAUGGAGUAAAGACAUUUCAUCCCCAUUGUGCAGGUCUGUCAGUCAGUAUAUCUUCGUAUUUACUCGCUCUUUUCUAGUGCCACUGAUCGAUCAAUUUCAGUGUUUCCUUGCUGGGUUUCUGGCCGCAUGCAGUAGCUCAGCUAAUUGAAGAUAGUCAAAGUGGACAAAUCAUUCACACUAAUUUGACAUCAGUUUUUUGAUA